This is a messenger RNA of Solea senegalensis (Senegalese sole), 1818 nucleotides long. RefSeq names its product H6 family homeobox 4 (gene hmx4). Gene Ontology annotation, biological process: regulation of transcription by RNA polymerase II. Gene Ontology annotation, cellular component: nucleus. Gene Ontology annotation, molecular function: DNA-binding transcription factor activity, RNA polymerase II-specific; RNA polymerase II transcription regulatory region sequence-specific DNA binding. The record is from RefSeq and is a predicted model, not a curated record. NCBI's taxonomy places the organism in Eukaryota, Metazoa, Chordata, Actinopteri, Pleuronectiformes, Soleidae. The transcript is spliced from 2 exons. The coding region runs from base 154 to 954 and encodes 266 amino acids.
CAUCGUCAGCCCAGUUCAGUGUCUGUCUACUCAGCGGCUGCUGCUAUGAUUCGCAGAGCAUCGAGACGUCAGUGGUGAGAUUAUCGUCCCGCUUUAGCAUAAACAAAAGUCGCGGACGUUAACGAAGGACUAACGUGCCAAGUAUUGAAGAAUAUGAACAGAGUGGACGCACCAUGUCGACCCGCAGCCUCUCUGAAAUUCACCAUUGACAACAUCCUCAACCUCAAGACAAGCGGGAGGAACAGUGACAGCUGCCACGCCGCCGGACUGCAGGAUGACUCGGUCACGCCGGUGCGUAAAGACGGUUUCCAGAGUCAUCACGAUGAGCACGGAGCCCCGCAGAGGCAGGACCCGGACAGCAGGCUCCACCAAAGAGAGUUGACCACGGACUGCAGUGGAGCGACAGAAUCGGUCACCACGAGCCGGGGAGACGCGAUGAAGGCGGCGGAGGUGCGCUUCGAGAGCGGGGACAGCAGCUGCGACGACAGCUGCUCCACCACCGCGGCAUCGGACGCACACCAGGGAGGCAGCCCGACGAAGAAGAGAGAGAAAAUUAUCACGAAAAAAAAGACGCGCACUAUUUUUUCCAAGAGACAAAUUUUCCAGUUGGAGUCUACCUUCGACAUGAAACGCUACCUGAGCAGCGCGGAGCGCGCCUGCCUCGCCAGCUCUCUGCAGCUGACGGAGACGCAGGUGAAAAUAUGGUUUCAGAACCGCAGGAAUAAAUUGAAACGGCAGAUCUCCAACGAAAUCGACGGACCCGUUAGUGAUUUCCCCGAGACUGGAAAGCCGGUGGUGGUGGGGCAGCUCCCGGCCUUGUACAAAGAGAGCAACUUGCUGGGCAGAUGUCUGCUGCCCAUGCCUCUGCCCGUGGUCUACCCCGGCAGUAGCACGCCUUACCUCUGCUUCUCAAACGCCAGCAAGUACUUCAGCCUGUAUGACGGGGACAUGUGAUGGGUUCAUGUGGAAAAUGACACUUUUUUUGGUGGUUUGUUGCCAAGUUUCAAGCAUUUAAGGUGUUUUCGAUGAUGGGACCGGAUCUGCGGCCUUCAUGUUAUUGAAGGGUGCAAGUACAACGAUAGAGGAGUAGUUACAUAUCACAUUAAUAAAUAAGCUGAUUUGGUAUUAUUUAUUUUUCAUUCGGUUAAGGGUUUUUUUUUUUUAUAACAUAUAGGCCUGACACUAAACUUUACACAACGUUGUUUUUAGAAAAGUGAGACCAAGUUAAUGAUAGCCUAAAAGGAGGCCUAAAACUAUCACCGUCAACAUUUUAUUGUUUCCAUUUCAUUAUUAUUAUUAUUAUUAUUACAGUACUAUCAUUAUUAUUAUUAUUAUUAUCAACGGCAUUUCCAGCAGCCUAAAGCCACCAAAGAAAUUAUACUAUAGCCAAGCUAUCUGCAUGUAUUUCCUGUAUCGUAAUGGAUUUUGAAUUACAGAAAUUAUCUAUGUAUUUAAAUGAAUGUAAUUAUCAUUUUAUUCUACGUUUCACGCAUGUCUAUUUUAUUUUUAUUAUUUUUUUGACCAUCAUACUAUUUCCUUUUUAUUCCACAAUCGCCCAUAUAGGCUCAUUACACCAUUUACUGAAACUAAUUAAAAUAUCAUUCAAGAAAUAUUUCUCUCAGGACUGAUUCAGUAUUUUCAGGUGAUUUUUGUGUUGCAGACAUCAGUGGUUUGUUUUUACUGAUAACGGAGGUAACAUAACAACAAGUCAUUGUAUUAAUCCAAACAUAUAGAAGGCAACGAUUGCAGCCUGCUGAUUGAAAACCUGAACAGACACAACAUAAAAACUUUAAAAGCUUGAAAGUCCACUUUUAGAAU